Molecule: messenger RNA, 1378 nt
Organism: Acanthochromis polyacanthus (spiny chromis)
Lineage: Eukaryota; Metazoa; Chordata; Actinopteri; Pomacentridae
Gene: arl6ip6
Product: ADP-ribosylation factor-like 6 interacting protein 6
Exons: 5
Coding region: 141-569 (142 amino acids)
Source: RefSeq, a predicted model, not a curated record
GAACCGCCCGAGGGACAAGUUUGUGUGCGGAAGUGGGAAGGCGAAGGAACAAAUGGAAGUCUGACAGUUCCUGGUUCCAGACGGCAGCGUGAGCACCGGGACAGACAGACAGAGGUUCGUCUGCAGACCCAGCGGGAGGAAUGACCGGACACGGAGCCGCUGGGAGGCCGGGUAGUCACCGGAGUGGACCCAGACCCCGGGCCGCCGUCCUGCUGUCGGUGCUGGGCUCCGCCGUGACCGUGGCCGCCGUCGGUUGUUUCUGCGCGCUCGUGUACCCCAUAAUCAAAGAGCUGAGAGCAGAGAGAGUGAGAGCAGAGGACGGGACGGAGCAGAGGAUGCUGGGUUUCUGGAGCAUCCUGGUGCUGUCAGUGUUAGUAGGAUGUAUCUGCUGUGUCUUCUCCUGGACGUUCUCCUACCUGGACUCCUACCAGCCCGGCAUGGUGUUCCCAACGCCGCUGAAACUGGCAGCCUUCAGAGGUGGAUCCGGCCGUGGCUUUCACAUGAGUUAUGGGGUGGCUGUUCUGAACGGCGUCAUGGCGAUGCUCACCGUCAUCUGGAGCCUCUCCUGAUACAAGAACAACGUCACCAGGUGGACGACAACUACGGAAAGACAUCCAAGACUUCCUCCAGUGAUGAAUUAAACAGAAAGUUUGGAAUGGAAAAGUGGUCAUUCUGUACGUUGGAUCUAUGUUUUACCAGCAAUCAGCAAACAAUUCAAAUGUAUUUACAGUAUAGAACAGGAGUGAGUACACCCCUGUGCUGGUUCAUUAGUACACUGUCUCCUCUGAUCAUCUGUUAACAGUAAAUAAAUUAAAAAGACAUUGCAGUGAAAGUAGAGACCUGUGAUCUCUGACACACAAGCUAACAGUCAACACAAAGUUACAAAGUUUGAUGAAAUGAGGCUCUUAAAAGGUGUUAGGGGGAUGAUAUUUAUAGAUGGCACCAUAAACGUCUGUCGAUAAACCAAAAUACUGCCUGACAAGAUCAGUCCCCGUCUGCAGAAGCUGGAAGAAGAGGAAUCCUCCAGGAUGGUGAGGAUUCAGAGCACUCUGAAUGUUUUCUGCUGUGAUAAAGAACAGACCAACAGCACAGAACUGAAGCAUGACGGCUCAGGAACGUGUUGAUUUUCACCUCAGGGUGUGAAACCGGCUGAAAGAAGAAUAUAGCAGACAGGCAGAGAUGGAAACUCAUUAGAGAUACACCACCGUUCAGAAGUCUGGGCUCACUGAGAAAUGUCCUUAUUGUUGAAAGAAAAGCAGUUUUUUCAAUGAAGAUACCAUUAAAUUUCAAGACAAAUUUCCCCAAGUGGGACAAUAAAGUGUAUUGUAUUGAAUUAAAUUGAAUUGAAUUGAAUUAAAUGAAUGAUAAAUCCAGUGUA